CUCUCGCGAAGAGCUAACCUCUUUGCGGCGCUCGUUCUCCUGGCUUCCUCUGAAGGUCUGCGUGCCUAGCCGUGUCUGCAAGUAGUCUAUUCAUGUAGGAUCACUGCCCUUUUACUUCAGCCAUGGAGAGAUGACGAUCAGAUCAGUCUGUUUGUCUAGCGGGAAUGCGUUCACAACUCUUUGAAAUGGCGGACAACCGACGUCUGUACGAUCCACAAGCCAUGACGUUCCUGCCCGUUGGUGGAAAUCGGGCGAUUGCGGCACAAGUAGGCUUGGUUAUGUUGCUGCACGUAUCGUUGCAGUGCAUUCUGGGCUCCUGUUGCACAUGCGAUAUAAGCAAGGAGGACUGCAGCAAAGCAAGCAGCUGUGGCGCACCAUGCUUGGCGCUGAACGCGAGAGAUGCAGCCAAGAUGAUCCAGCACAUCCAUAUUGUCGGGAAAGAGGAUGGCCGUGUUCAGAGCUUUGCGUACGACUACAAAUGCUUUGCCGUUUACGCCACGACCAAUUCGGCAAGGCACGCCACGCAUCCUAAGCAGAUGCACACACUCAGUCUCAGCCAAGUCGCACACUCACAAAUAUCCUGGGGUCUGAACUUCACUACGCCGGUUCGUUGGUGGAAGUAUCCAUGCCUGAAAUUUCAAAUGAAGUCCUGCCAAAAACCUCAGUAUCAUGUGUCAGCAUUCAUCAAAGCCAGGUUCUGGAGGCCACACGUGAAUAGCCUUGCUGUUCAGCAACCCGCAGUGUCUAGCACUUUAUACUCUCCGGUGUAUGACUCUAUGCUAACCGGGCUUGUCAAUCUGACCUACGUCGUUCCGGUGUCCAUGGCGUAUUUUCGGCGUGUAGAUAUACCCCUGGGUACUUUGAAAGCCGCACUUAACAUGUCGACCAUCCGUGUCACAGGAAGACGACGAUACGCUGCUGUCGAGGGCCUGGCGGUCUGCUUCAAUACCACUAUAGCCACUGGGCAAGCGGCUACGGAUGGGGCACAGCAUAGCAUCAGUUCGAGCAAUGUAGCGACCUUCAAAGAUGGGCGUUACCUGCCCAGCGACAAGAAAAGCGCCCUUAAAGUGCUCGUUCAACCCGCUGCGACUGGUGUGAACAUAUUCCUAAUCUCAUUGUGUACAGCUACCCUAUCGAGCAGUGAGCACCAGGGAUUGUAUACCAUUCUGGUGUACUGGCAAGGGUCUAGGUGUCCAGCUGGUUGUAGUGUUCGGGGAGUUUUCACUCAGACUGUCGUUCACCAGUUUUCCAUCCACGUUUCACCCAGACCAACUACCAGUCGUACGAGGCCACCUACCACACGUGCCAUGAUUCAAACAACUACGCACAUGCCACUAACCUCACCUCGUGAUCACCGAUCUCCAGUGCAGACAUCACCGUCUUCUUCAACAGUAUCUAUGGUAUCAACUGCAGUCACAAGUCAAACUCGAGCGGCUAAAGUUACAAACAGCUCCGCGUUUGUUGUAGUUGGGUCAUCCACACCUGUUCGAACCAGCAACAGUAGCGACUUGAACAGCAGCAAGAGCCAUUAUUUUAGUAAUGAGACAAGUCUGAGUAGCAGCAGCAGCGGCAUUGCAAUCUCUGGCACACAAGUACAGGCUCGCCGUGGCACAGCUGAAGGUGACGGUAGGACUGACUUCGAGCUCUAUCCGCACGCCAGCGAUCUAUGCAACUGCACCACCCUACCGUCCACCACUCCUGCAUCGUUUCUGGCUCGCUGGUACGGCCUGUUGAUUGCAGUCGGCUCUGCUAUACUACUGCUACUGCUUGCUGUGUGUGUAUGUGCCAUGUGCUAUUGUAAGCGACACAAGCAUUGCUGCAGCUACUGGUGUUGUCUGGGUGCAAGGAGAAGAGCCUCAGCAUCAGAAGGCAACACUGUGCGUCGACGGCAAGUCUCCAGCUCGGAGUCGACCAGUUCGUCGCUCCCACUCACCGAUCAUGGCCAACAGCACGCGCCCAGUUUCCUCUCUGUGAGCACCUCGGCGUCGCUGCGUCGCUGCAGCGUAACCUCGGUGACGAACACAACGUUCAGUACGGAGAAUUUCUAUGUGUCAACGCCCGGAGUGUCUGCACCGGUGGCGGUCCACUGUGUGGGUGAAAGUCACGACCGUGAUGCUGGUGGCGGUGGCGGUGGUGGUGGUGCUGGUGUUGACGCUGCUGAUGUUGGGCUGGAGUGCAGCAAAGUCCCCCAAGGAUGUGGCUCUGAGUGGAAUCAUACAGUGGCUCUGCCUGGAAAAUCUCCCACCGUCGAGUGCAGUAAGAGAAAUUCUGUCACUGGCCGAGACGCAUGCAUGUGUGUACACGUCGGCAACAAACCUGACACGUGUGCCUGCCGUGGAGAUCACGGCAAACAGUCCGGUAAUGUUUACAUGGACAUGGCCAGUAUUACAGUCAACACAUUAUCAGGAUGCACACCACCUCGCAACCAACAACCUACCAAAACAGCAGCAUCACGACCAAUCCCCAGCACAACUAGCCCUGUACCAAGAGGUUCUGCCCGUCGAGACGUAUUCUGCUCGGCGAAGGCAAAUGCACCGAAUGAUUCAAAUUGCUUCUACGAGUCGAUUGACUGUUUCUCGAUCAACAUAGCAAAUGAAGUUAGUGUACGUGUGCCCGUGCAAUCUACAGCGCCAUCACGGAUGGACAAACUGGAUGUGUCGCGAUCUGAUGGUGACAAUGAGUACGUUCCCAUGGCAAACAUGGUGCUGGUCAAUGGAAAGCUGACGCCACCCGUCAAUAGACAAGAGUGCGGGCCGGAUCAGGAGCAAAAACGCCUCGCCCAUAAUAUCCCUGGGACUGAUUGUCCGGGGCAGACGCGUGUAGAAGUUCAAGGAUCCACACAGGACAAUGGCCAACCAGUCCCAGCAUCUGCUGAAGAAGAAUUUGAUGACACGGCAGACGGAUGUGACGGGACUCGGCAAUCUCCAAACGGAGCAAGUCGGAAGUAACCGAUGAUGAUAUGCCGGGUUCUUGUGAUUUACAUUGCCCGAUGAGGCAUGCACCAAGCUACCUGGAAAGUCUCUAAGCUCUACUUCACUGGCCGCCAAUCAGCCACAGCACAAAAUCUUCCACCCAUGGCACUCUAUCACGGUAGCACUACUCACAGUUCAGGAAUUACGGUGCACUAACGUGUAACACACAUACAUACAGCUCAAGGCACAUGGUUACUACGGAUUGUAAGUUAGUCAGUGUUCAUCAGUCACUCACAAGGAGGAGAAGUAGACCGGCACCGGUUACCAUGAAUGCCUACGGUGUACUAUCAAUAUGUGUCACAUGAUCCAUUUUGUGUCACAUGAUCCAUUAUGUGUGAGUAAGUACCCAUGCUACAAUAGCAUCUGCAGACCUGAGUCCUGAUGAUAACAUGUGUACAAGAAACUGCUGCAAUGCUCCACUAUUAUCAAUUUUUCAAAAACAAUAUUAAUUUUUUGGCGAUAAGCGAGUCCCUGGCUUGAGUCCUGGUGGUGACAAUCAACUUUCUCUUCAGACGUUUCCCAUUUGCAGCACUUAGACUAAUGAAUGUUCAAUUUGUGCAUUCAUUUGACCGUCACCCUCACCUCGAUGCCAACAUUGUUAUCAUGACAUGCUGGUUCUGGUGUACGUCAGUGAAGAACAUCUCCGAUUCUACAUCAUGCACAUGUAUUAUCAAUGAAGCAUCUCUAUCAAUUUCAAAAUGCAGUAUAUAUUAUACUAUGAUAAUGAUACCUGACCUCCCUA
This is a messenger RNA of Sycon ciliatum, 3714 nucleotides long. RefSeq lists its product as uncharacterized. The coding region runs from base 165 to 2948 and encodes 927 amino acids. The record is from RefSeq and is a predicted model, not a curated record. The transcript is spliced from 5 exons. Lineage: Eukaryota; Metazoa; Porifera; Calcarea; Leucosolenida; Sycettidae.